AAUCAAUUACCACGAAAAGGUAAGAUGGCGGCCGACAUGGUCCCCGAGAACAAAGUAUAUUUUUCAAUGGAAAUUGACAUAUUCAUAGACAGAAGAUAGAUGAGUCUAUUGUUUCAGCGAGGGUAGUAAAUUCAGGUUGUACCUACAAUAUAAAGUACAAAGAUGGAUGAGGUACCAGAAGAGUUUGGUGUGCGUCAGUGGUCCCCCUCUAUGGUGGGUACCAUGUCUGUCUUAGACCGAGGUGAUGCCCCAGCACAGCUGGUGAUUGAAAGGAAUCUGAAAGCUCAAGCUCAGCGUCAGGCUGACCAAACAAAAGAGGAACUAGAUCGCAUCACAUCUCGUGUUAACAAGACUGUUGCUGCCUUUGAACUCAAUGAAGAGAUGAUGGAUGAAAACAAAGCUGCUUACUUUGUUCCUGAUUUAUUGGAGCUUGAGAAGAUCAUUAGUGACACCAUUCAAAAGAGAAGAUAUCAGCAGCAGGUCAUGAUCUUUGUGGUUGGAUUUGAAGAAGUCACUGACCAGAGACUUAAGUUAUUGAAUCAGAUCAAUGAUUUCUUUGGAACAUACAUCAAUAGUGUGGAUGAGGAGGAAUUCAAACCCAAGAAACCUGAAGUUGACCUGGAAGAGGUAUCCGUUGCUGUGAAGGAUGCUUUAGAUACAGCGUCUAGUGCCACACAGAAACUAUCUGACAUCAAUACAGAAAUCCUAUCAUAUGUGGAGAAAAUGACUGGAGGCAAGGCUGCAUCAAAGAGUAAAAAGAAGCUUGAAAAGGCUCUACAACAAGCCAAAGAUGAUAUCAUGAGUUUAACUGACAAAUUACAGGGGGCUCAAGCAGACAUUGAAGACAAAGAAGAUCAGAUGACAAGACUUUAUAAACAGAUUGAUUUGAAGAGCAUGGAAGUCAUGAAAUACAAGAAUGCAGCUGAACAAGCAAAGAAAAAACUUGACCAAAUCAGCGAACUGCAGUUGGAGAUUUCUGAGCGGGAUGAGGAAAUUGAGAGGUUAAACAAGGCCCUAGAUGACAGUCAGCUGAGUUUAAAACAGCUGGAGAACUCAAAAGAGAACAGCUUUGCCAGACUCAAAGCAGCAAAUGAUGAAGGAGAGAAUAAAAAUCAAACUAUUGAGAAAUUACAAAGGAAGAUUCAAGCUUUAAAUGUUCAACUUGGAGACUCAUGGAAUGAUUCCCAGAAGCAAUUUGAAAGUACCCUGCAGCAAGUGAAUGAAGAGCACAGACAAGAACUAGAGAGCAUAAGAGAAACUCUCCAGGCAAGGAUAGAUGAAUUAGAGGAAGAGGCAUUAAAUCAACCAAAGGGCUGGGCAUCGGACUCAGAAGACGAAAGGGACCUUACUAAAAGUUUGAGCAGAACCUCUGGGUAUUUAGACCACGGUCCUGAGUUUGAGAUGACGGAGGUGGCGAGUAAUGUCACCUCUCUGUCCCAGCCCAGAGAACCGGGCUGGGAUCUAGAUACACUUGGGGAUGAUAGAGAAAUCAAGAGUGGCCUUUCAAGUAGACAACCUUCAUCUAUAAGAAAACAGGAACUACAAAGCAGACAGUCAACAGAUGCAGCCAUUAAACCAACACCACCUGGAACACCCAAAAACUUAGAUCCCCCAAAGCCAAAGAACAUAAAUAAAGUGAUAGAAGAUGACAGCUCUCGUAACAAGACUGGCACUCCUAAGAAAGCAAUGAGGACCAAGUCCAACUUAGAACCGGUCCAUGAGGUACCGUUUGAGGAGAAAAUUCCCCUGGAAGAAGAGGAGCGAUGGAGUAAAGUUCCCCAGGAGCAGCUUCCAUCAGCUUUCAAGCAAUAUCGGAAAGAAGCCCUAUUCAUAGUCCAAGGCCUUCAGGAAAAGAUCAAAACCAACCAAGAAGACAACCACAAGAAAAUCAAACAACUCCGUAAUCACAUCCAAGUCAAGGAAGAGAAAUGGGACAAGGAGCGAAACACCCUCGUUCACCAAGUAGAUGCAGCACGGGAAGCAGAGAGGGAGGCUGAGAAGGAAGCAGAUAGUGCAGUUGCCCAGCUAGAAAGCUUUGUUAAAGAACAUGAAGAAACCACCAAGAAUGCCAUCAAACAGGAGCAGAAAGCCCUAAAGACUCUCACACCUGAACAGAGAGCUAAGUACCUUGGUGAAUUCAACCCGAUGGAAAUGGUAAAACCCAUCAAGGAAGAGAAGAACCCAGAACACAUGGAGCUGUUCAUGAAGCUCCAAUCCACCGGCCGAUUGAGAAAGAUGCCCACCAUUUUGCAGGAGGAGCUGGCGGCUGCCACCGAAGGCAAUCACAAACUCCAACAAGCACUUCUCAAGGUUACCUCUGAAGUUGCCGAUGAUGUAGGGGUGGGUGGUGGUAUCUUGGAGUCAGCAGGUUCCGCGGGGAGAAUAGAUGAUGGAGAGGGAAAUGUUCCUAGUAUUCCACCACUUCCUCUGGAUGAUUUCCUAAUGGUUGAACCAUCCAUAGAAAGCGGUAUCUCAGUGAAGAAGCCAGUAUCUCGAGCAACUCAGAAAACUCCACAGCGAAAGUUACCCCCAAAGCAUGCUAAGAAACCAAACAGCCAGCGACAACAGGCUGGUACUCGACCAAAACCCAAGGAAGAGUCUGAAAUUAAACACCCAGUAUCGCCAACUGAAAAUAUAGCCAUGGAUAAUAACAAUGAAGAUGAGGUUAUGGAAGAGCUUGAUUUUGAGGAUGAUGAUGAAUACGAUGAAGAUAACAUGGAUGGUAUCCAACUGGCCAAUCAUUUUGAAAAGCUCUUGGCCAGUGGCUUGGAUGGGGAGGAUGAGUUAGACCGCCCUCUAUCUGCAAGCAGUCACCACAGCCAGCAAUCUCUUUAUGAGAAGUUCCGUGCCCAGCUUGAGCAACGUAAACAGGAGAUAGUGGAACGAAGGUCACGGGCCACGUCCAUGCAUGGCUCACUGCUCAGCGCUAAAAGUGGCAGCUAUCGGGAUCAAGCCCCCAGUAGGGACUCAUCGGCUGUGUUGACACCCCAAGGGGAUAUACAGUUCCCUGAUGAAGAGUACGAAGACCCAGGUGAGGUUCUAAAAUCUUCAGCUGAGAGCUCCACCCGUCCCCACCCUCAGCGUGAGCAGCAGAGUGCUGCUAUAAGCCAUCAGGACCAGAUGAGCCAAGCAAGGUUGAGUACAGCAGGGUAUCAGGGGCGUGUCAGCUCACACCUCGUCAGCAGGGCGCCCUCUGUGUCGGAAAGUGGUGUCUCCAUGUUGGAGACGGAUGAAGAAGGGGGUUACUCUGCGGACGAAGAAGAAGCAGUGGCUGAAGCAUUGCCUAGAUUCAUAGCGACGGCCACAAGCGCCAAGCUCUUUGAUGUUGAUAAGCUGGAUAUGGCUACCUCUCCCGUUGCAUAUUCAACAGUCAGCAAAUCUUCAAGGCAAUCCAUAGAGUCAAUAGCUGAUCAUCCAGUUGUACAGGAUUACCUGAAAACAUAUCAACAUAUCACAGACUUCAAGGAAAACGUCAUGAAACUUGUCUAUGACAAAGAAUUUGGAGCUGCAUUAGAACAGUUAGCUGAAAUCAAGACACUGCAGUUUGACCGGGAUAGCAAUGUUCAAAGUCAAGUCUCACACAUGACAUAUAAUGUAGAAACUUUUCUCAAAGAGAUCAUCUCUGUCUUUGGAACAGUCAUGACAACACCUGAACCAGAAGCGGCAAUAUCAUCCUUAAUGGUAUCUAGAGCAGAUACUGGCAAGUCAAGAAUGGGAGGUCUAGGGUUCCAACUGCAGUCAGCAGCUGAAGCUAUACAAGAAGGUGUCCAGGAAGGUCUGGAGAGGGAAAUGACUGAUAUGACCUUUCAAUCCAGUGAGAGAAUCAAAGAGAUUCAGGAAAAUUAUGAUAGACUGAAACAAGAGGCAAGUAAACAGCAGAUGGACUAUGAAGACAAACUCAAUAAUAACACUGUGAUGAUGAUGGAGAUGCAGAACACUAUACAGGAUCUACAGCAGGAACUUCAAGCUUUAGGAGGAAGCAAAGCGAUGUCCUCACCAUCCAGGGUCUCCACAGCAACGGCUAACAGAGAUCUCCAGGUGGAGCCUACUAUUAUAUUCUCCAGGUCAGAUUCGGAGAGGAAUCAAAGAGCCCUCAAGAGGGGGAUCAGUGCACAAAAGGUGUCAGCAGAGCAGUAUAAUGAAGCAGUAAGAGCAAUGGAACAGUACACCGUUCUGCCUGCAAAGAGGCUUGUUCAUAUUGUUCGGAAAUACUCACAUCAUACAGAGAUGAAAAAAAUUGAAGAUGAUGUAAGACGUAGCAACUCAAUAGAUCAAGAAGUGUACACACUCUUAGAGAGGAUGGAAACGCUCCAAAGCAAGAGAGCACAGAGAUGGGGUGAAGAGAUGGAUAAUUUGACAGCAGAAAGAAAUCGUUUGGCUCAUCUUCUCAUGGACACUUUAACUCAUCUAGAACAAGAGUCUGGUAUCUUCAUGAUCAAACCUAUACUAUCAUGGAAGGGAAGAGGAUUCCAGCCCCAUUAUCAAAGCAAACUGUCCAGCUAUCAACCACCCAAGCGUUUAUUAAGACCCAUAACACCAGAGGAAAGGAAAGGCACCCCAUUUACAGUUGUUCCUGCUCCUACCCCUGCCAACCAAGGAACCAAGGCAGGCUACAGACCAGGCACAAGAACUUCAUCUGGUACCCCAGGAGGAGGCGAUGCUCAUCGUCUAUACACCUCGGGCCAUAUUCCAAAUGGAGGGGCAUCCCUUAAGGGGUCUGCUGUACAGAUGGUAGGGGAGGUUCCCCAACCCAUGUGGUCUAUGAACACUUCAAUACCUACCCAAGGAGGAGAAGGGACAGGAACUGUAGGGGGAGGACUGACAGGGAGGUUAAACUUCAUGACCACACCCCGUCUCCUUGAGCUUGACGUGAACAGACUCCUGAUUGGUCAAAACACUGUCUCAGCUGCAACCAAAGCUCUGCUAAGCAAUGAUCGUCUGGUGAAUGCAGCCAAUAGCAGUGUUAGAUCAUAUGUGACAAUAGCAAGGCCGUCUACACAUCCUCCUGUGCCGAAUCUUCGACCAUCAAGGCCCAACUCCUCAAGUGAAGCAGAAAAGGGCCAGACCACACCCAGAUCACCACCACCUCAGACAUCAUCUAGUGCAGGUCCUCAUGGAAGGUCAAGAAGUGAGGGCGCUCUUCAAAUGAGUCAGCCCCUCCCACCCAUCAAAGUCCCAUCUAAUAAUAAUGAGGAAGAUGAUAACAGGACUGGCAAAGACACUGGUGAAUCUAAUUCCCAGUCAAGACUCCAUCCAUCUCCACCUCAUACACCACCUGGCUCUUCACUCAGACACUCUCCUGCCAUCAUUGAUGAUGACGAUGAUCCACGCCAAUCCCAGAAUGCAUCUCCCGGUCACAUAACCAAGGUUUCAAUGCGAUCAGCAUCCAGGUCAUCAGAACACAACCUCAAAAUGUGAUUUAACUUCACUAUGAUGUCAUCAGGCAAUUCCAAAGUGUAAUGUUUCCUCUUUGUGAUGGCGUUAAGUAGUACUCUGCAAUGUGUUGUUGCUGAUAUAAGAGAUCCUCUAAUCUCUGGGUCAUAACUGCAAGGUCUUCAAUGCAAGCAGGUCAUCAGAAAAUUGCAUGUACCUCAAUAUUAGGAUGUUUCCCCAUGAUGAUGUCAACAAGAAAAACAAUACCAGACUGAAACCUCAAGUGUAGAAUGCAAUUUCCGUGAAUUCCAGAGGGCAUCUUCCAGUUACCUAUUUACCAAGGUUUCAGUGCAAUUAUCAUCUGUGUCAGGAAGCAUUUCAUAUGAACUAUGCUUCUCAGCCAAUCAAAUUCAAAGUUAUCAGAUAUGACAACUUGUUGCUGGAUAGAAAAUGUUCAUGAAAUGCUCCUUGGUAAGAGCCUCAAAGUGUGUUAUGCCUUCAUGAUGAUAUCAUCAAGGAGAAUAGUCCCAGGUUUAUCAUUGAGGCGAUGGACAUUUUUUUAAUCAGUCAAUCUGGUGUGCUUAGAGAAUGGGAGAAUAGGCUUGAUUGUCUAUUUUAGGCAAAAUAUUCAAUUUCUAUGCAUACUGAUCAAACCAACUGAAGGUUAAUCCAAACAAUCUGAAUUUUCCAGAGGUUUUAAAGUGCAUUCAAAAGAUUUAUUUAUUAUUUAUUUGGUUGAAAUACCUUAUCAUGUUAUCCUUUAUGGAGAAGCAUUCAUGAAAUUACAGAACAACAGAAGGACAUAAAGUUUAAGAAAUAAGAUCAAAAGUUUUCAGUGUUCAAAAUUGUAUAAAUACAAUAAAUAAAUAAAUACAAAUUGUCUCAAUUUUUAUUGUAUGAAAACAUACUAGCCUUGUAUUGAAAAAGUACAACAACCUUUGUACUUUAAAAGGAAGCAAUGUAUGGGCUAGCUUGCCUUAUGAAACAUUCAGUUGUUGAUAGAUAUUGAUUGAUAUCCACUGAUAUAGCAAUGGAUCAAACAAGGGAAACUAGAGUACAGUUAUUUGACUCUUCCUAGAACCUAGAAAUUAUUAACUUGAUAAAGGAUUCCUUGUGUCUAACGAUCGUGUUGAUAUUUAGGAUAUAUCAUGGAGUCAAAAAGAAAAAAAAACUUCACACCUCAAAAAAUCCCAAAUUUAAGGGGGUGUCAUGGACACAUAUUCUUUAUAUAUUGUCUGAAAGAGUAUCUUCUUCCAAAUGAUUGGAUACCAUAUUUAUGUGGUAUGUGUGAAGACUUGGAUAUUCAGAUGGUAUUUUUACUGUGAUGUAAAGUUUAAUGCACACUAAAGUAAGGCUAGCUGCAAUGAAUGAUUCCAGAUGCCAGUGAUGUCAUAAUCGUACUGAGUUAGUUAACAUAUUUGCGAUUUCCUUUUCAUUGAAAUUAACUUGAGAAUUGAUACUAAAAUGAGUUUAUUAUUUAUAUUUAGCAAGUUUGAUUCAGUGGGAGAGGUUAAAUAGUGAUCAAUUCAUAUUAUCAAUGUGUAUUUAACUGUUUAAAAAUGAAUUCUCUCAUUUCAAUACACAGAACCACACUUAUCAGUUACAUGUGCAAUUACAUGUAAUUCUCAGAAGUCAAUGAAAAUGUUAAGCUAAUCCACUUAUGACAGUUUUAUUUACUGCAAUUGUUAUUCUACCUUCAUCAUGUUCCGAUAGAUCUAGUAAAAUAAAGUACAUGUACAGUAUACUGUAUAUUGUUCAAAGAUUGUGUAUUUAUUUUAUGUGAACCAUUGUGUCUUUCAUAACAGAAUACUAGUACAAUGUAUGUAUGCAAAAUGUAUUAAAAAAGUUUGCCAUGUUAUGAUUCCAUCCAAAUUUAUAUCUCAAAACAUCUUGCAUACCAUAUGCAUUUUCAUGUAAAUAUGUUGAUGAUUAUUUUUAUAUAUAAAGAUUGUAAAUAUGUAUAAAUGGAUAAUAUUUUAUAGAUGUCUAAAAACUUCUUUAUGCAUUGAUUAUGCCUUAGAUGUUCAAAAAGAUUCCUCUAAGCUGAUGUGAUUAUGCCAUCAGUGGUAAAUUUUAUUAAGACCUUGAUCUUACCUGGAUGUUGAGAAUUGUUAUUUUGAUAAUUUCCAUUGAUUAUAAAGUUAUAAUUAAUGGUUAGUUACAGGAGUCAUGGGCCCUGAGUCAUAAAGUCACAAUAGUGUUCACUGCCGUAUAAUGUUAAGUUCCAUGGAAUCCUUGAUCUUCAAUAUUCAAGGAAUGAUGCAAUGAUGGGUAUCUGUCGUUUAACCCAUAUGAAACAUGUUGGUUACGUAUCCCAUAGACUGCAGCCUGCGUAUAAGUGGCCUCACUGUGAAAUGUGUUAUUAUUGGGAUAUUAUGCAACAGUACAUGGUAAUUUGUUUUUCUUAAAGCUCAUUCACAUUUCAAUUAUUCUUGUGUAUUGACAUAUGCAUUGAAGUUCAAUAUUUAUGCAGUUCAUGUUUUUUGUCGAAAUCAUGAAAGAUUUAUUGUGAUAAUGUGAACAAUAAUUUGUGAUCAAUGUAUGAUAUAUAAAAGUAUUAUUUCAAA
This is a messenger RNA of Lytechinus variegatus (green sea urchin), 7940 nucleotides long. RefSeq names its product interaptin-like. The coding region runs from base 163 to 5418 and encodes 1751 amino acids. The transcript has 38 exons. The record is from RefSeq and is a predicted model, not a curated record. Lineage: Eukaryota; Metazoa; Echinodermata; Echinoidea; Temnopleuroida; Toxopneustidae.